UAACGCAGCUUUGCACCGAAGAUACACACACGCACAUUAAUACCCAUAGACUUUCACACUUUUUCCCCAAGGGAUCAAAAACAUAAUAACUUUCCUUUAAGAUAAAGAACGGCUGAGAAUUUCAGAACAACACAAUUUUGGGAUGUCUCGACUUGAUCUGUUGAUCUCCUUUAUGGAUCGCUUGGAAUCCAAGUCAAACGCCUUGUUGCAAACAGCGAGAGAUACAAGUUCAUUAGUUCAUCUGGCAUCCAAACUUCAUAACAAAAUCAUUCAUGCUGAUGAAACUAUAGGUACUUUAAAUCAUGCUAUUUCAGAAAAUUAUUCUUGUCUUCACAAGUUGGACCAACUACACGAGAAGACAUUUUUCUUGGAAUCUUCCUUACCAUCUAAUGAUACCCUUACUUCUGAAACAACAUGGUCAAAUUUGAAUACUGAGUAUAAAUAUAUCUUGACUCAAUGUAAAACUUUGAGGGCCAAUGUCUCCAAUAAGUUUGAAGAAGAAGAAGAAGAAGAAGUAGGAUCCCUCCAUGAUUAUAAUAACAAUAACAAUAACAAUAAUAAUACUCCCAAAGAUUUCAAGAGUCUUAAAAACUCCAUAUCAGUGUCUGAUAUACGAUUGAAACCAAUCCGAUGUCGAAGUAAAAAAAUGUACAAGAAGAAAUCAAAAUAUAGAAUUUCAAGCAUUUAUAACAUCAACCCCUUAGCAUAUAGCCCAGUGAUGGAAGUUCCGAAUAGCGAUAUAGAGAAGUAUAGUCCAUUCCCACCUCAACUGGGAACUUUUGACGACAGUGAGUGUUUAGGAUUCAAGAACAAUGAAGAACUGACAGUGUGCACCUCACCAUCAAGGUCAAUGCAAUUCUUUACCACUCCUAGGAAUAGAUCUAAUUCUGUACCAGAAACUCAUUUAACUUAUCCAAGUAGAGAUUCGGUUAGUGGGCUAAACAUCUUUAAUGUGGACUCAUCAAUGAAAUCAACAAAUAUCUUGAAUAAUUUCCAAGAACAGGAUAGUGAUACUUUAAGAUUAAAUAGAUUGAAACAUUUCAUAUCUUGUGAUAGAGGUUUAAAUAGUGUUACUGGUCCUUCACAACUUCCUCCAUCACAACUUGCACCACUUUCUACGGUAAAUUCUCCAGAGUUUUCAUGUCAAGCAUUCAAUAAGACCCCCACAUUUACUCCUGUUGACGGGAAAAAUGAUAUCGAUAAUAUUUCAAUAUGUUCUGAUUUAUCAUAUUACUCACCUGAAAAAUAUGAUACUAAACUUGAAGAAGAUGAUUUUGAAAAGUAUCUAAGGAAAUCUCGUAUUGAUCUAAGAGAAGUACUACCAAAUCUAGUUAAGAGAUCCACUUCACAUGAAAGUGUACUUUCAAAUCAUAUUACAGUACAAGAAAAGCACAGAUUUCACAACCCUAUCGAUAAUAUUACUCUUUCUUCACUGAUGAAAGUCCCAGCUCCAACACUACAGGUUAGUGAUGACUAUAUAUACUACCGUGGUACCGAGUCGUCGCAAAAGGAUGUUACGAAGGAUCAUAACACUAAAGACUUAUUAAAUCAAGUCAUGCUGCUGCAACAACCACAAAUACCACCAACUGAUACAAUUCUGAAUAUUAAUUCUUCCCCUAAAAAGGUCUCCUUUUCAUUAUUCAACUUUAAUUCAUCGUCAUCCGCACCUAAUUUGAGUACGCCGCCGACAAGCAUAUCCUUUUCAGAUAGUUUGAUGAGCUUUGUUCAUUCGACUCCUGAGAAGAAGAAAAAGCUUAAAAAGCCAGAACCUCCACAACCUGAGUCAAGACAUGUGGAAAUUUCAAAAACAAAACCCAUCACGAUAGAAAAUACGAGCCACAUGAGAAGAAUCCCUCCUGCUAGAAGUGAGAGAACAGAUGGAUUUCAUUCCAAAUUAACUAUCGGACCUAAUAAGACUCGAAUAUUGAACCAUGGAGAACUGUCUUACUUCAGAAAACCCUUGGUCAGUAAGGUCAGUCAUAACUCCUUACAUGAAGCAUUGUCUUAUAGCAUUAUGGAUUGAACUACGGUUAACCCCAAUGAAAACUCGAAGUCCUUCCAUUUACCAUUCAUAUUUAUUGUAAUUAUUAUAUUAAAAUGUAUAUUAGUUUUUUUCUAUGCUAGGGUUGUGUUAUGAAA
Messenger RNA from [Candida] anglica, 2139 nucleotides. NCBI's taxonomy places the organism in Eukaryota, Fungi, Ascomycota, Pichiomycetes, Serinales, Debaryomycetaceae. The record is from the annotation of a GenBank genome assembly.